Molecule: messenger RNA, 5242 nt
Organism: Octopus bimaculoides (California two-spot octopus)
Lineage: Eukaryota; Metazoa; Mollusca; Cephalopoda; Octopoda; Octopodidae
Biological process (GO): anatomical structure development; regulation of transcription by RNA polymerase II
Molecular function (GO): RNA polymerase II cis-regulatory region sequence-specific DNA binding; DNA-binding transcription factor activity, RNA polymerase II-specific
Source: RefSeq, a predicted model, not a curated record
AUGUAUGUGUACGUGUGUCUUAUCUGACUGGUUGUUUGAUUAAAAACUGUAUUUGUCUGUGUGUAUGUUUGUGUGAGUGUGUGUGUGUGUGUGUACAUGACUGGUUGCUUCGUUAAUUCGUGUAUAUGUGUGCACACGCGAAUCUGACUGCUUGCUUAGUUGAAGCAUAUGUGUCUAGUUAAAUAGUGUGUCUGUGUGUCGGAUUUGUUGCUUCGGUUAUAUGUAUGUACGUAUGUAUGUAUGUAUAUAUAUAUAUAUGUAUGUCUGUAUGUGUAUAAUUCUUUGGCUAAUAUUUAUGCAUGUAUGUGUGUAUGGCGAAAUAGGUUUAGUGUGUGUAGUAUAUUAUCCGUGUAUAUCAGCUGUUGGCACUCCCUUAGCAGUAAGUGCUGAAGCAUGACACAGAGAAUGGCUGGCUUGUUUAUCCAGCUGGUGCAAGACUUCUCUUCUAGCAGUUCGUGGCCUCUUCCCUCCACUAAACAUAGCUGAUGCAUAUGGCGUUGACACAGAUAACACAUACAGCAGAACUGCACAGCGGAUCGCGCUCUCUCACUGCAGCCAUUAAUACUACUUGGUCGGAUCUACAUCGGUCCUCGCUUCCCACGGUCAUUUUCUCUUAGUCUCAGUGUCAGGGUCGCUACAAGAACUCGAUCAGGUUUAUCCCCGUAAACCAGGUGACUAUGUUAGUCGAGAGAAGAACUGACGAAAACUAGGAGCGCGUUAACAAUUUCUUCCCUCACCCUUUCGCUCUAAGGCAGCGUGUGUGUAGUUUGUGUGCGUGCGUGUUUGUGUGGCCAUACAUGUGCAUUAGUUGGAAACGCACUGUUGACCUUGUCCGCUACAGCAGUGUUGCUUGACCGGCGAUUGUCACCCUCCACUGACGAUGACGAUGAUGAUGGCGGAUAUACAGCUGUCAUGGCUCGAUGCACCUUACUUUCUGAUGAGGAAACGGGUUACAGUUUACCCAAAGUCAGCCCACCGCAUCACUGAACCUCAUUUUCAUUAUUAUUAAUAUUGUUGUUGUUGUUUUCGUCGUCGUUCCAUGCUGUGUGUCGGAGUUGUCAAUUGUAAACCACCACUUUACUUACACACACACACACAGCGCACCUUACUAGCCUGUCUUUCUGCUGUCCGUUUGUGUGAGUGUUAAUGCGUGUGUAAAUAUAUAACAAUUUCUAGUCAAUUCCCGCUAGACCACAUACAAGCCUACUGUAGCAAAAGAACAGGUACUUAGCUCGCCGAUGAGCCAAUAGACUCGUACACGCACACACACACACACACACAUAUAUACAUACAUAUAUAAAAUUACAACACACGCACACACACGCACCAGCGUAUAAGUCAUGCUUUCUUGCACAUUGCCAACUCUGCUUCGAUCCGUUUUUGGAUUUCGUCCCCCGUUUUUGUGAGCGCUGAACGCUAUCUUGGUUUUUAGCAGCGGUUGCAGCGGCAACAGUAAUACUGACACUAACAAAUAAGCGGAGUAUUAUAGUACUAACCGACGGUGUCCUUCUCAUCCUUUAGGGGGUGUGAAAUGAAGUUGUUACUACUUCCUGGGGAAACCAAUACCCUGAUGAAGCUCCUCACAGAACUGGAUAUUUCUUUUUUUUCAAAUUUGCUAACACAUUUGGAAUAUUAUUAUUAUUAUAGAAAUGACAAUUUUCUACUUUCACCAUAAUGUUCAUCUGUCCACACUUGUUUGUGUGGAAUCUCCGUUUUGUUGAUUCCUUUCCUUAUUAUUUCAAUCACUGCCACAGAUGUGAGCAGUGUGCCGACUGAGUACAUUAGCUGUCACACACACACCAGUGGGAGUAGUGCUAGAAAUGCAAAUUAAGCAGGAAGUUUUAGAUUCUAAUUAUGAAGAGCAGAGUCAGCCAACCAGUAACUCAGAGUUUAAAAGAACCACUACAAGUGCCAACUCAUCUGCUGAUGCUAGUAUUACAGACAUUGACAAUGGUGCCAGUGCAGCAGGAGAUGAUGCCAAUAACACAUCAAAGUCUCCUCAGCACUCCCCGACCCAAACUCCAAAAGAAGAAAUUAAUUCUCCUUCAGAUAAAGAACAUCUGCGCGAAGUCAGCAAAACUGAGCCGCCUGACGAACGGGUUGGGUAUGAAAGCAGCGAUGGUGUUUUGGCACCCUCUAAAACUGAGGCACAGAUGACACUUGCCCUUUCACCAUCAAGGAAUGCUUUGAGAAUGUUGACUCCUCAUAUGAUUCAAGGACAAAUUCUAAACCAGCCUGGACUUCUCAGUGCUCUGGAUCUUUCUAACAAAUUUGUUUUGAAUGAAAAUGGAAAAGAGCUUGCUGGUUAUAAAGAUCGGCACCGAACUAAUGCUGAUAUGCAGGCUGAACUUACAUCUGAUGACAGUAUGGAUUUUGAUGAUAAUUUGUUUAUGGAGCAAGAAAUUGAGGAUUUGAUGAGACGUAAAACAGAUGGUCGAAUACGACAUUCAGCAGGCCGCCCCUCCAGACAAAGAAGUGUGACUGCUGUGAAACCUUCCUGUUCCACCACUACCACCACUACCACCACCACCACUACAUCAUCAUCAAGCUCCUCACCAGCCUCCAGCUACUGGACCCCCUCAGGUAGACGUAUUGCCUUGGAUGUGGCCAGGGAUGAUGCCACCCUUGUGGCAGCACAUGGCUUUCUAGAUGCUGGCCGUCCUAACAACAACUCAGUUGAUUUCUCAAAUGACGAAGGUGGUCGAAACAUCAAUCAGUAUGGUCGUGAAUUCACUAAUGGGCGCCCUCUACCUGACCAUUUGAGAGUUCAGAUUCUGCAGCUUGCUCUUCAAGGUGUCCGUCCAUGUGAAAUCAGCCGACAACUACAAGUGUCGCAUGGCUGUGUUAGCAAAAUACUUAACAGGUAUCGUAAAACAGGCAGUAUCAAUCCUGGACAAAUUGGUGGCAGUAAGCCAAAGGUAACUACGCCAGAUGUAGUAAAUAAGGUGCGACAAUAUAAAAAUGAAAACCCUCAGAUGUUUGCUUGGGAAAUCAGGCAAAAACUUCUUGAAGACCAAGUAUGCACAGAAAAGAAUAUUCCUAGCAUAAGCUCCAUAAAUCGGAUAAUACGAGACAAAGCCAUUCUUCAUCGUCGGAGUCUUGAUAACUUCUCUCAUCUCGGGGAAGAAGAAUUAACUGGCUGUGAUGAAAUUGAGGAAACUUUAAUCCAGAGGGCAUACUACAUGGGUCAAAUUCCCACCCAGCUAGCACCAGAGAGUCUGGCCUCUUCUACCUCCUUGACACAGCCUGCUUUUUACAAUGUGAUCAACCCUAGGUCUGCAUCAGCAGCUGCAUUUGCAAACAAUGUGCAUACACAGACUGACACUAUGAAUGGAGAUACCAAGCCAACCACUAGUCAUAAUGCAAUGCAUACUAGCUCACAAAGAAGACCAAAAUCAUCUGAUGGUGUACCAGAGAGUUCUACCAGUGGUCACCAUCCUUCAGAGAAUUUGAACAUGAAAACCGUUUCUGUAGAAAACAUGCACAAGAACACUUCAUCUUUUCCUUCAAAGAGCGAAAGCUCCAAACCAAGUCUUCAAGAUGUAAUAUCUCAUUUGUUCAACCAAGCUUCUGCUGCAUAUCCCUCUGCACAGUCUGCUCUACCAACAUCAGCAGCAAGCUCAGAUAAAUCUUCCAGUAAUAGUGAUAAAACUGAAAGUACUUUAGCAUCUUCAAGCAAAAAGAAUGAGUUGGCAUCAGCCCUUCCUACAUCCAUUAGUAACCAAUCACUUUUGAUCUCCCAUAAAAUGGUUUCAAUUCCUACAUCUGACAUAAGUUUAUCAAAUUCAUCUUCCAGUGGUCCAGAAAGUAUUCUGGUUUCUCAAAGCAAUACAAAUUCUUCAUUACGGUCUACAGUUUCAUCAAAAUCCUCUGGAGUUAAUGAACACUCCCGCUUGUCUUCUAAUAAAGGAGCUACUCCUGCUCCAACUAAGUCAUCACAAGACUUAUUGACUGCUAGUCGCAGCAGUUCUGCUGGAUCAUCAAAGUCUUCAUUUCCAAUUGGUUAUGAUAAGUUUGGUGCUGUUUACUAUGACUAUAGUUUGCCAGACCGUGGACUAAGUCAAGCCAGACAAAGUCGAGGUGUGGUGCUCUCUCCAUGUGUUAGUCCAGCUGCAGUGUGCUAUUAUCCAAAUGGUUUACAUCCACUCAAGCCCCCGGUGGACUUAUCUAACUCUAGUUUGGAUGUGUCUAAUCCAAGUACCCCAUUAGAUUUAUCAGCGUCAGCUUAUAAAGAGCAAGAACCCGUACAGUCUCGGAAGCCAGGAAAAGGAGCUGAGAAAUCGUUAGAUAUUUGCAGUCCAUUAGCAGUAGGUGAGUCUUUGGAAGAAGUUAAAACCCCUUUGACACGGAGCUCUACUGUAUCAGUCCCUACACCUCCAGCUUCCACUUUAUCUGAGAAGCAGGAGAGCAAGCAGUCAAAAGCUGUUGUACCCUCCCUUAAAUCUUCAUAUGAGCGAAAUUAUCUUAUAUUUGGUGACAGUGAACUCGAGAUAAUAUCUGUUGGUAAAAACAAGUGGAUUGUUCGGAAUGAACUUGAACUCUGUCGAAUUGCAAAAGAGGAAGUGAAGAAACUUGGUAGCCCAGUUCCUGAGGAACCUUGUUCUAAGACACCUAAUGAUAAAAGACAUUUAUGUAAACAUUCAACCAAAACCAUUUGUUCCAAUGUUGACUCUUGCUUGCACUGUAACCAUUCAUCGAAUGCAAAUCCAUGUUCCACUCCAAAGAAUUCCCAAGGUGCCUGUUGCUUAUCUGCAGAUUUCUCCAGGUUCGUUUCAUCAUCGUCCCCUCAACACUCCUCAGCUGGUAGUCCAAAAGACCAAAAGGAUAGUUGUCCUAACCAUAAGAGAAGUGUUGACUCUUCUAAGGAAACAGACUGUCCAUCAGCCAAAGUGUCCAAGAGUUCUGCUAAUUGCCCUUCAAAUGAUAAUACUAGUCCAUGUCCUAACGUGUGCGCUACUGACAUAUCAACCGCCAAUAAUUCUGACUGGGAAGUCAGUCAUGAUGACUCUUCUAUCAACCCAAAUUCAAACUCAGAAAACAACACGCCCACUUCUAAUGAACAGCCACCAUCAACGAACUCUAAAGUGUCUGACGAAGAAUCUCAAAAAGAACCUCUCUCUUCAUGUGAUGAAGCUGGGGAUUCAACAAUGCCUGACACUGAAGGAAGCAAAUGUCCAACUUUACAAAAAAUGUUAAAGACUACUUGAGUAGCGCCACACAAUUAAACAUAUAUUAUUUCUCA